UGCUGCAGUAGGUGCAGGGCUUCUCAAAUCCGAAGAGAUCCUCGAAGGUGUUACAAGAGUUUCAAAUGAUCUCGAGUUCGAAGAACAGAACUUUAUCGCUUUUAUGACUGAAGCUAGACACUGACAGAGAAGGGCGAAGUUGAACGUUGCAGCGCCAACGAUCCUAUGGAACUAAGAGUCGAAAAGGCUCUUGAAGGUAUAUAUGCUUGUUGCUUCAGGAGGGGAGUUAUAGAAGAGGAAGAUGAGCAGCUUCUUCAAGUGAUGCUAACUGCGGUUUUCCCAUCGGUUGAGAGAGCUGAGAUAGAGAGAAUCAUCAAAGAGAAGGCGAUGAGAGUCGUUGAAGGAGGAGAAGAAGAGAAUCUCAUGGCUGAGCCGAAACGGCUGCCUAAAGAAGCUAUUCAGAUGCAAAUGAAAGAUCUUGAGUUCCUUCAACAACAAAACAUAGAAUCUUAA
Messenger RNA from Eruca vesicaria subsp. sativa (arugula), 453 nucleotides. The record is from the annotation of a GenBank genome assembly. NCBI's taxonomy places the organism in Eukaryota, Viridiplantae, Streptophyta, Magnoliopsida, Brassicales, Brassicaceae.